Molecule: messenger RNA, 933 nt
Organism: Euleptes europaea (tarantolino)
Lineage: Eukaryota; Metazoa; Chordata; Lepidosauria; Squamata; Sphaerodactylidae
Product: arrestin domain-containing protein 3-like
Exons: 7
Coding region: 1-933 (310 amino acids)
Biological process (GO): protein transport
Cellular component (GO): cytoplasm
Source: RefSeq, a predicted model, not a curated record
AUGGGGAAGGUGAAGAGUUUGACAAUAAGCUUGGACUAUCUUAAUGACAGCAAUGUCUAUUCGAGGGGGGACACAGUCUCCGGAAGGGUGCAUUUAGAAGUUACCGAAGAAAUUACAGUCACCUCGCUUAAAAUACAUUCAAAAGGACUUGCAAACGUACGCUGGACUGAAUCGAGAAGUGGCGACACUUCCGACGAUAGUUACUGGGCAACGGAAAAAUAUUUCAAGCAUAAGGAUAUCUUGUUUGGGCAGGAAAGAGAUGAUAAUGCCAGCAAUGAAGGUAACCACAUCAUUCAUUCAGGAUGGCAUGAAUAUGCAUUCAGCUUUCAGCUUCCACAGGUAUCACUCCCUACCUCAUUUGAAGGCAUUCAUGGCAGUGUGCGUUAUUGGGUAGAAGCAAAAUUGCACAGGUCUUGGCAUCUACCAGUAAAAUCAAAGAAGGAAUUUACGGUUGUUGAACAUAUAGAUAUCAACACUCCUUCAUUACUGACACCCCAAGCAGGAACAAAAGAAAAGACUGUGGGUUACUGGUUUUUUGCCUCAGGCCCAAUAUCCUUAAGAGCCAAAAUCGAAAGGCAGGGCUUUACCCCAGGUGAACCAAUUCAGAUCUUUGCAGAGUUUGAGAACCACUCUUCCCGAAUGGUGGUACCAAAGGCUGCCAUUUAUCAAAUGCAGACAUACUAUGCCAAUGGAAGAACGAACAAAGAAAAUAAACCUGUGGCCAAGCUGCAAGGAGAGUCCCUGUCACCAGGGAAGACAGAAACCUGGAAUGGCCAACAGCUGAAAAUUCCACCUGUUUCCCCAUCAAUCCUUGAUUGUAAAAUAAUUCGUGUGGAAUAUUAUCUAAUGGUAUAUGUUGCUAUUCCAGGUGGAAUGAAACUCUCCCUUAAUUUACCACUUGUCAUUGGUACCAUACCAUUACAUACCGUUUGA